CAUAGAAGAAAACAUUGAAUUGUGAAAUGAUGUACGCACUAUUAAAGCAGAGUAAGUUGAGUGAUACACGUUUGCAUAUGUACCAAGAUUACUUGUGAAGUUGAAUGGAAAUUUGUUACACAUUUAUCAACUAUCAAAGAAUGGAAUUCACGUAAAGCUAUUCAUUUAAUUUUCAACUUUUAAAGAAACCAGAAAGGAUACGAGGACGUAUUUUACCAUUUGUACUCGCAAGUGUCAUCUUCGUUUUAAUAACGUCUAUAACGCAUUUAAGCACAUCAUACCAAAACUUACGUUCUGCAGUUCCAAUGAUGUGUUGUUAAUACUUGGUUUAAAUAUUAAAGUAAAUUGUAGAAUGUUGACCUAUUAUCAAACUCAAAGUUUUAACUCACUGAAAACAAAAGAAACAUAGUUUAUGGAAUGGAGUCUAAUAGUAACUAUAAAUAUGGUGUUAAAUCCACUUUUUCACAAUGUUUAGCGUUAGUCGGAGCUGGAUUCUUACAAGUCGGAGUCGGCACAGAGCUGAUUUGUUCGACAGUCAUCAUUGGAGCAUUAUCAGACCAUUCGAAUGAAAAUGAAUGGCUAACCAUGACCAAUGAGCAGAUGUCUUGGUUUGGAAGUCUGUUGUACCUGUGCACGCCCCUGGGCAGCCUGAUGGCGUCGUUGGUACUGGAUCGGCUUGGCCACAAGAAUUGCAUGAUAAUCACCAACAUACCGUACUUGGUGUCUCAGAUCAUGUUUUUCUAUGCCGAAAACGUGGAGACCAUGUACGCGUGCUCGAUAAUGAUGGGUCUGAGCGUGGGAUUCUCGGGCGGCCCGUUUUCCGCGUACAUAGGCGAAGUGUGUGAACCGAAGCUCAGGGGUGCCCUGAUGUGUGCUACAAAUGUGUUCUUCUUCAGCGGUUCGCUCCUGUUCGCCACCAUCUACGCCAUCACCAGACAGUGGAGGUUGACCGUACUCAUCAACAUGGCCAUACCGAUCAUAACUAUUGCGAUUUUGUGCAUGAGUCCGGAUUCUCCGAUGUGGUUACUGUCCAAGGGCAAAAACGAAAAAGCUCAACGGACGCUUGGCAAGUUACGGGGAUGGGUGACACACGAUAAGUGUUCAAACGAAUUUCAUGAAAUGGUCGUGUUCAUGUCUGCAAAUAAAAACUCGUCAAACGAUAAAAACGGCAAAAAUGAUUCCGAAAGUUCUUGGAAACAACUGCUUCAGCCAGACGUGCUCAAACCUUUUCGUCUACUGCUGAUAUACUUUUUCUUUUCAAACUUGUUAUCCGGAGUACCGUUCGCACCGUAUCUAGUAGAAGUAUUUAUGACGUUUGGCGCCGACGUCGACGUCCAAUGGACCAUAGCGUUUUCUUUGGGCAUAGCCAUAGUUGGAGGCAUAUUGACUGUUUUCUUGGUGAACAGGCUUGGAAAACGAUUUCUCACUUUAACGACGUUGUCGAUUUGUUCUAUUUGUUACAUAUCAAUUGGAUUGAUUGGCGUCUAUUGGACGGGUUCAAGGCAAAUAAAAUCUUGGUUAUUACUAACAUGCUUCCUCAUUAGUACGUUUGUGGCAUCGUUCGGCAUAAUGCCUAUCGGAUGGAUACUUCUUACUGAAAUAUUCCCCAUGAAGAGUAGGAACAUAACUUGUAGCAUUUGUUCCACGCUGUCUUUCAUUCUCAGUUUUUUUAUGACCAAGUAUUAUCCAAAUGUCGUCGAUUUAGUGGAUUUCUACAAUACAUUUACUAUAUUCGGAUUUGGAGGUUUGAUCGGUUGUGUGUAUUUUUAUUUUUUUCUACCUGAAACUGAAAACAAGACAUUGAAAGAAAUAUCGGAGUUUUUCAAAUAAACUAAAAAAAAAGGCAAUUUUGAGCAAAAAUGUGUUGUACGAGACUAUCGUAGUAAUAAUAUAUAUAUUAUCAAGUAUUUAAAUUUAUUGUAUACCAUGUAUUGAUGUAUGUAAAUAAUGAACACAAAUAAUUAACCAUUUAAUAAGAUACAUAUUAUGCUUAGUGUUUGUAGUUUGUACACUAUUUGUCCACAUUUAGCUGAUAUACUAGAUAUAUUUUGUACAUUUGUUUUAACUACAUAUUAGAUAUUCUUUCUUUUUUUAAAUGUAAAUAAAAUAAUUAAAAUUAGUACUAUUAGAUUUUUCUA
Molecule: messenger RNA, 2138 nt
Organism: Myzus persicae (green peach aphid)
Lineage: Eukaryota; Metazoa; Arthropoda; Insecta; Hemiptera; Aphididae
Product: facilitated trehalose transporter Tret1-like
Exons: 10
Coding region: 418-1830 (470 amino acids)
Biological process (GO): transmembrane transport
Cellular component (GO): membrane
Molecular function (GO): transmembrane transporter activity
Source: RefSeq, a predicted model, not a curated record